Molecule: messenger RNA, 999 nt
Organism: Lactuca saligna
Lineage: Eukaryota; Viridiplantae; Streptophyta; Magnoliopsida; Asterales; Asteraceae
Source: the annotation of a GenBank genome assembly
AUGUCUCAACGCCUCCACCGUCGCCACCUGACCUCAGAUGGUACGCCACAGGAUCUUCGAAGGAGCACGGAAGUGAAUGGGACCAUGAUACGGCUUGGUAUUCAUAUGCUUACGGAGAUAAUGAAGAGGCCACCACUACCUCCUUCGAAGAUCCUGAUCCAUGUCACCUGCCAAGCUUCCGCCUAUGUCGUCGGAGUAUCCGGAUGGGCCACCGGACUGAAAUUUGGCAGCGACUCCGUCGGAAUCGAAUACAACACUCACCACAACAUCGGAAUCACACUUUUUGCCCUAGGAACCAUUAAGCGUGAUGGCCCUGUCACUUUCCUACAGUUGCUGCAUAUUCCUGCAAACCCUGAUGGCAAUGAGAAGUUCCUAUCAUUACAUUUGUUGCUAAUAGUGGUUGCAAGUGAUGAAGCCACCAGGCCCACCAUGGGUCAAAACCGAUGCUAUUUGAGUCCAACUGGCAGGGAUGGUUCAGUUGUGUCUCAUCAGUUUCACUGGUUCCCUGGUAAGACAAGGGCUGGAAUCUUUCAAGUAAAUUAUGCCCUUGUAAAGGUUCUUGACAAAUUGGAAAAUAGCUCUCACACUGUUAAGGGUGUCAAGUUAAUUGGUCAUGAUAACAAAGCACUAUCAGUUAUCUUGUUGCCUCUCAAAAACAUGGUGUACAGGCAUUGGGUUGCUAUAGUGGCAGAGAGAAGACAACAGGCAGUGUCAAAAAAGGGUUAUGCACUUAAAUGUGAUUGGUGGUCUCUUGGGGCGAUUAUGUUUGAAAUGCUUGUAGAGUAUCCACCUUUCUACUCUAAUGAUCCAAUGUCAACUUGCAAGAAGGUAGAUCAUUUGAAAUCAAUUUUAAGGUCUGCACCUGCACCUGUUGUGCAGUUUCUAUGGGUGAACCUGAUCAUGGACACUUGCGGUGCAUUCGCUCUAGCCAUUGAACCGCCAAAUGAUGGACUCAUGAAUAGACUUGAUUGUGAUUUCUAUUUGGAUAAUACUGCAUAG